UUUGGGAUGCCAUGGAAGCUUUUGAUCUUGCUCUCUCAUCUUCAAAUCACAAUCGAAUGACUGUCGAGAUCUUACUAAUUAAGGCUAUUGCGCUUUUCAACUCAAGUCGCCACAAUGAAGCGAUACGACGGGUUCAAGAUUUAGCCGCCGCCUGUCAGUCCUCAGAGACACUUCAGUGCCACAUAGUCGAUUCAUACCUUCAUGUGCAACGCGCAAUGAUUGUUUUUGAGGGUUCCUACGUCCAACACUUUAUGAAUCUAUACCGGGUGAACUCAUGCAUAACUUGGAUGGGUUCAUGGGUACGUUCACGGAGUUCUUCGGCUGGGACUUCGGUUGGUUAUGGCAGACCGCCAACCAAAGACGUUGUGAAGCGUUUCUCUGUGCUGAUCGUGUGAUUGAAGCGGCUGGGUCUCAUCAGUAUAUGAUGCUCAUGAUUAGCGAGGCUGUGAAGCCCGUUUACCACGAAUGGUCUGCCGCCUUCAAGUACAAGUGUACUUCACGUUGUGUCACAAAGGGAGACGAAGCUGUUACUGCGAGCAAUUAUGAAAUGGCUGUUGAACUGUAUUCAGCAGGGAUAAGCCUGGACUCUUCAUGCGAGUCUCUUUUUGCGCGCCGAAGUAAGGCAAAUUUGACACGAAGGCUCUAUACAGAGGCCCUUGACGAUGCAGAAAAGGUCAUUGAACUCAACCAUUCGUCUUAUACUGUGUACAAAUUGAAGUAUGCAGUGCUUCAUGAAGUACAACGCUACGAUGAAGCGAUCAAGGCGUUAAAAAUCAUGCUUUUCAAGUUGGACAAUGCGAUUGACCCGGAGAUACGAGAGUUGCGUCAGCAAUAUGUCAGUCCAUCUGAAGCACAUGACGCCAUUCAAAGAGCUAUCCACAUUCAACUAGAAAAUGCCCCACUUCGUCUCAUCAACACCUUCACUGGGCGUUUGUGUGAUAGACAAACACAAAUCAACACCUUCAUUAAAAGCGAAAAAUACAAAGAAGUCUUAUCAUCAUUGAUGGCGCAUGCAACCCUCCAAACGGAGCUCAUCAAGGCCAUAGUCACGGAAUAUUUCAGUUGGGUAAUGUUAUCGCAUAGGUGGGAGAAUAAGGAGCCACGGCUGCACGACAUUCAGGACAAGGACGUGUACACCAUAAUGCCAUUCGGAACCAUAGCAAAACUGCAAACCUUCUGCAAAACCGCUCGUGACGCGGGGUAUCGCUGGGCGUGGAGCGAUACAUGUUGCAUCGACCAGAGCAACAAUUUUGAACUUCAAGAAUCAGUCAACUCCAUGUUUGUCUGGUACCGCCACUCAGCGCUCACAAUUAUCUACCUGGCAGAUGUUCUGCCUUGGUCGGAACCCGGGGCACUCGCAAAUAGCACUUGGAACACUCGGGGGUGGACUGUGCAGGAAUUCCUUGCUCCUCACACUGUUCGCUUUUAUCGAGAAGAUUGGACCUUGUAUCUCAAUGAUCGCUCUCCCAAUCACAAGACGUCUGUCGCUAUCAUGCAGGAGUUGGAGGAUUCAACAGGUAUAGAUGCACAAGCCCUCGUCGCCUUCCGCCCGGGCACGAGAGGCGCCCGAGAGAAACUUAGAUGGGCAUCCAGCCGUGUCACGACUUUACAAGAAGACAUCGCGUAUUCACUAUUUGGCAUCUUCCACGUCCAUCUCCCUGUGAUCUACGGCGAGAAGAGACAAAACGCGCUCGGACGACUCUUGCAGGAGAUUAUUGCGCAUUCAGGCGAUAUCACUCCCCUUGACUGGAUCGGAAAAGCAUCCGAGUUCAAUAGCUGUCUCCCAGCUGACAUUACAUCAUACAAAGCUCCGCCAUGUAUGUUGUCAUCUUUGCCCGAAGAUGAGAUGAACAUGUCUGUCUCCAUGCUGCGAAACACUGUGUCAGCGGAGUUGACUUCGAAAUUGUAUAUCCUCCUUGACAACCUCAGUGCUCCUCGUUUCGCACACUCCAGACUGCAGCUACCUUGCAUCGUAUUUCCAAUCACUGAACUUAGGCGGAAACGUGGUCCAGACCCGGAGACAUAUUUCACUUAUGACAUCAAGGCAGAUGGUCUUCAAGGCCUACUAAUCACCUCCGAAGACAAGUUGAUUCAGUUCUCGCCGACACGGCCCACUCAGCAGACAUUUUUGCUUGUCCGUCCAUGGAACCGUCAUGAUCUUGGGCUGCCUGACUUUGCGGAGCCUGAUUUUGCAGAUGAUGCACAGGAUGUGGACGAUUGGACUGAGCCUGUCUCUCGAACAGACAGAUCUGUCCGUGGUUCUCUUGUAGACUCUAAGCUAGCUGAUUCGGAGGCUCGCUUGCGAGAGUUGAGGUUGGUUGUUCGCCUUGGACAACCUUUUGGUGCGCUUUUGCUAGCGCAACAGCGUGGUGGGGAGUAUAAGAGAGUUGCUUCGGACCACCUUAUCAUUGCCAAGGUCAAGGACAUGGCUUCUAUUGACGACACGAUGGACAUUAGGGCGCUAGAGAUAUUGUAGUUUUGCAGUGUAUCUCCAAGC
Molecule: messenger RNA, 2497 nt
Organism: Suillus discolor
Lineage: Eukaryota; Fungi; Basidiomycota; Agaricomycetes; Boletales; Suillaceae
Exons: 8
Coding region: 275-2476 (733 amino acids)
Molecular function (GO): protein binding
Source: RefSeq, a predicted model, not a curated record